Molecule: messenger RNA, 465 nt
Organism: Malus domestica (apple)
Lineage: Eukaryota; Viridiplantae; Streptophyta; Magnoliopsida; Rosales; Rosaceae
Source: RefSeq, a predicted model, not a curated record
AUGUAUCACAACUACCUCAACUCCUUGGCCUCCGCAGCCAAUGUUGUCGCAGUCUCUGUUAAUUACCGGCUUCACCCCGAGUACCCUCUGCCGGCUGCCUACGAUGAUUGGUGGGCUGCUGUCAAAUGGGUUGCUUCUGUUAAUUCCCAUGUCUAUGGAAACGGUUCAGAAGAUUGGUUAAACCUCCUUGCGGAUUUUCAUCGUGUUUUCUCGGCCGGCGACAGUGCUGGGGCUAAUAUAGCAUACCAGAUGGGAUUGAGAGUAGGCUCUGAGGGCUUGGUUGGUGAGAAAGGUGGGUUGAGAGAUGGGGGGUGGUAUUAUGGUGAGAUACUGAGAAAGAGUGGGUGGAGUGGGGUUGUGGAGGUGGUGGAAGCAAAGGGGGAGGAGCAUGUUUUCCAUUUGUUUAAGCCAAGUUCUGAGAAUGCUGUGGCCAAGGAGAAAAAGAUUGCAUAUUUCUUGAAUUAG